UUAAAAACAGAUGUAGCUACUUUAAUAAAGUUAAAUAUUCAGAAAAAUUUCAUUGGUUCUGCUAUGGCAGGAAGCAUUGGUGGAUUUAAUGCUCAAGCUGCUAAUAUUGUCACUGCUAUCUUUCUUGCUACAGGUCAAGAUCCAGCUCAAAAUGUUACUAGUUCCAAUUGCUUAACUGUGUUGGAAGAUAAAAAAGGAGAUCUGUAUAUUAGUUGCACAAUGCCAUCCAUAGAAGUUGGAACUGUUGGUGGAGGAACUUUCCUGCCAGCUCAGUCAUCUUGUUUAGAGAUGCUGGGAGUGAAAGGUCCUUGUGAAGAAAACCCAGGGAAUAAUUCAGCAAAGCUUGCUAGAAUCAUCUGUGCGACUGUCCUUGCUGGAGAGUUGUCCCUUCUUUCUGCAUUAGCAGAAGGCAACCUAGUUCGUUCACACAUGACUCAUAAUAGGUCAUCUCUUACAGUUCAUUCAUCAUUGCAGUCUCCAUUACAGGAUGUCCAUGUGAAUCAGAAUUAUACAUCAUGAAAUAGGGGUUUUUAGAAUCACUGCAGUUUUCAACAAAUGAAAUAUUUAAAGAACAUUCAGUUAAACAUGCUU
Messenger RNA from Stegodyphus dumicola, 591 nucleotides. RefSeq names its product HMG coenzyme A reductase (gene Hmgcr). Gene Ontology annotation, molecular function: protein binding; hydroxymethylglutaryl-CoA reductase (NADPH) activity; NADP binding. The record is from RefSeq and is a predicted model, not a curated record. NCBI's taxonomy places the organism in Eukaryota, Metazoa, Arthropoda, Arachnida, Araneae, Eresidae. Gene Ontology annotation, biological process: sterol biosynthetic process; coenzyme A metabolic process; isoprenoid biosynthetic process. Gene Ontology annotation, cellular component: endoplasmic reticulum membrane; peroxisomal membrane.